AUAAAAACAUUUUUGGUUUUGCUUGUUUAGAUUAUAAAAUAAUGUCUUACUUUAUAAAUUAAACAAAAAUGUUGAGUGUUAGUAACAUAAAAACAGUAUGACGGCUGGUAAAGUGAAGUAUUAGUAAAUAUAUUCUGUUAUAUGUGAAUUUGUAGCAGCCAAAAUGUAUUUCUACGAACGAUUUUGCUUGUGGAUAGGACACCUCAAAUUAUCUCGUGUGAUAUUUCUAGUUUCUGUAAUAUUAUUCGUCGUGCCUCUGUUCACACAUUAUUAUUUGUCUAAAUAUGAUGAAUCUGGUUCAUUGGCUAAUAAUCCAAUGCGGCACACUCUAGAAGCACUUGGUGACAUCUCAACAAUGAAUGCAGCCGAUUUGAAACUCAGAAUUGAAGAAAUGCUAAGAAUAAAGGCGUCAGUGUCUACAGAGUUACGUGAACUGGAAGCAAAGCGCGGGCGGCUACAGCGUGAGGCGGCGGCGGCCAGUGCUAAAGCCGACAGCGCUAAGGCAGAGCACGCGCGCGCCGCCGCUGAGCUACAGCGCCUCCGCGUCUCCGCCGACCAGGCGCGCAUCGCACAGCUCGAAGCCAUCCGACGAGACUCGCCCGAACUGGCGCCCCCUUUACAACUACUCCCCUCACGACCUCCACCCGUCCUACCCCCAAUAGCACAGUCCUCCGAAGUCCAUUGUCGCAUGUUUUCAUGCUUUGAUCAUUCUCGCUGCUCUUUGACAUCAGGCUUUCCUGUUUACCUCUACGAUCCUGAUAUAUACGCGCCUCUAGCCGGCGCAGAAGUAGACGGAUUCCUUAAAACAACUCUACGACAGACACUGGGAUACAAUACCCACAUAACGCGAAAUCCAAACGAAGCAUGUAUUUAUCUCGUCAUUGUUGGUGAAGCCUUCCCCUUUGAGAAAACUCCCACGCCUACAAUAGAUACGUACAAGCUAUUACUAAAUGAGACUGCUAUUAAGAGCUUGCCGUACUGGGGCGGCGACGGUCGCAACCACGUGCUGUUGAACAUGGCCCGGCGGGAGCUGGCGGUGGGCUCGGGCGACGCCUUCCGGGGAGCGUCGGUGGGACGCGCCAUGAUCGCGCAGUCCACCUUCACGCACGACCAGUUCCGGCCCGGCUUCGACAUCAUCACGCCGCCCGCGCUCGGCCCGCCCGGCGGCGACGUGUGGGCCGACUGCGCGCCCAUAGCACCCGCGCGACGGAAAUACUUGCUCAGUUUUCAGGGCUCACAACCGCCGCCGAAAGGAAUAGACAAGGACCUCGACAAAACUCUGAUUGAGGCAUUACAGAAGAUGGUGAAGUCUGCGCCGGCGUCCGACCUGUUCCACCUGCAGUUCGAGUGCGACCCGCCGGUGGAGCGUCGCGCAGUGCUGCCGAUCGGCGACUGGGCGCUGUGCGGCACGGACCGCUCGCGCCGCGCCGUGCUGCGCGACUCCACGUUCGCGCUGCUGCUGGCGCCCGCCGACCGCGCCUACGUGAGCACGGCGCUGCUGCAGGCGCGCCUGUACGAGGCGCUGCGCUCCGGCGCCAUCCCCGUGCUGCUGGGCGGCGACCGCUCGCGCCUGCCCUACGACGAGGUGCUGGACUGGCGGCGCGCGGCGCUGAGCCUGCCCCGCGCCCGCGCCCCCGAGCUGCACGUGCUGCUGCGCGCGCUGCCCGACGCCGACCUGCUGGCGCUGCGCCGCCAGGGCCGCCUGCUGUGGGAGCGCUACCUCAGCUCCGUGCAGGCCAGCGUCGACUCGCUGCUGGCGGCGCUGCGCACGCGUCUGCACAUCCCGCCGCGCCCCGUGCCGCCCACCGUGGGCCCGCCCGCCUUCAACGAAUCAUACUUCCCGCCGCGGCUCGAACCCCCCGCAGUCGAUGCCGAGCCUGAGGAGACGCUCGGACCGCUCGAGGCGCCCUAUCCGAGCCCCGCGUAUCGUCGCAACUAUUCUGUGGCUUUGUUACACGGAUACGAGUUGUGGAAUGACUGGGGCGAACCGUUCGCGUUGUACCCGCAGCUACCGUGGGACCCGGUGGUGACGUCAGAGGCCCGGUUCCUGGGGUCUGCGGCGGGGUUCCGGCCGGUGGGGGCGGGUGCAGGGGGUUCGGGCCGGGAGUUCAGCGAGGCGCUGGGCGGCGACCGCCCGCGGGAACAGUUCACUAUCGUCAUACUUACUUACGAGAGAGAGGCUGUGCUGGCCGCCGCGUUAGCCAGACUGAGGGGGUUGCCCUAUUUAAAUAAGGUGGUGGUGGUGUGGAACGGCGGGUCUGCGCCGUCGGCGGGCGCGUGGGCGGAGAGCGGGGCGCCGGUGGCGGUGGUGCGGGCGGGCCGCAACUCGCUCAACAACCGCUUCCUGCCCUACCACCUCAUCGACACCGAGGCCGUGCUGUGUGUCGACGACGACGCGCAUCUCCGACACGACGAGAUUGUCUUCGCUUUCAGGGUUUGGCGCGAACAUCGCGACCGUAUCGUCGGCUUUCCCGGUCGAUACCAUGCUUGGGAUCUCAACUUUAACAACGGAUUCCUUUACAACUCUAACUACAGCUGCGAGUUAAGCAUGGUGCUGACAGGCGCGGCGUUCGUCCACCGGUACUACUUGUGGGCAUACUGGCGCAUGCUGCCGGCCGCCAUACGGGAUUACGUCGACGAGUACAUGAACUGCGAAGAUAUAGCUAUGAACUUCCUCGUCUCGCAUAUUACUAGGAAACCGCCCGUCAAGGUGACGUCACGAUGGACUUUCCGGUGUCCCGGGUGUCCGGUGACGCUGUCGGCUGACGAGACGCACUUCCACGAAAGACAUAAAUGUAUACAGUUCUUCUCACAGGUAAUGGGCUACACGCCGCUUCUAACGACGCAGUACCGCGCGGAUUCCGUACUCUUCAAGACGCGGAUACCGCACGACAAACAGAAAUGCUUCAAGUUCAUAUAGUCACAAAUUAUCAUUCAAUUUGUUACAAAUCAUUAAGGGAUUGUAGACAAUUAUUAUUUUUUCCCCACGAGCGAACAACAGAUCUAGUCGAAAGAGGCCUGUUAAAGGUAAGUCGACGGAGAAAAAAGUUUAUAGUUGUAAAUCAAUGAGUAUUAGUUAUAGCGUCCCAAUAGGUGUUCAUUACCCAAAUAUCUCUUAGUACAAUCAAAUUUCGCCCAGUGAAAGUUUAUUUUUAGAUUAGACAAGAUUAUGUAUUUAAGUACCUAACUCAUACUCUAUUUUCGGGAGCUUACAAAGGACCAUGAGUCGAAUUGGGCUCAUUGUCUAACAGAGUUAUAGCAUAUGCCGUUGUGAAGGUUUUUGUUUGUACUGAAAUUGUUACUAUGGGCAGUACCUUCAAUUCCAUGGCAAAAA
Helicoverpa zea (corn earworm) is the source of this 3334-nucleotide messenger RNA. RefSeq names its product exostosin-3 (gene botv). Gene Ontology annotation, molecular function: glycosyltransferase activity. The transcript is spliced from 10 exons. Lineage: Eukaryota; Metazoa; Arthropoda; Insecta; Lepidoptera; Noctuidae. Gene Ontology annotation, cellular component: membrane. The record is from RefSeq and is a predicted model, not a curated record. The coding region runs from base 164 to 2920 and encodes 918 amino acids.